This is a messenger RNA of Lolium rigidum, 1209 nucleotides long. RefSeq lists its product as uncharacterized. The coding region runs from base 673 to 1143 and encodes 156 amino acids. The record is from RefSeq and is a predicted model, not a curated record. The transcript is spliced from 4 exons. Lineage: Eukaryota; Viridiplantae; Streptophyta; Magnoliopsida; Poales; Poaceae.
CUUCUCCCUCAAUCUCUCUUGUGCACUGUGAUGGUUCGGCAAGGAGCUGUGGUUAGUUUUAGGUUUAGGAUUAUGGUGAUUAUCUCCUGAACAAGUGCAGUGUUGUCAUGUUGCUGGUACAUAACCGUGGUGAUGUUCUGAUUAGGUUCUAGCUGCUGGUAUUCUAGUGAAUGCAUAAUUGAUUGGUUAAUAGGGUCCUGGUUACUUCUAGUUGAUAUUGUGUAGUAGAUCAGAUGCUCUAAUUAUUUCUUGUACUGAUAUGCACUUCUCCUAGUAUGAAUCAUGAAAUAGAAUUUAGUUUGACAGGUUUGUACUUGCUAGUUCGCUUGUAUUAGCUAGAGAUGCCCUGGUUAGGCUCUAGCUGUUGUGGUAUGUAUGUAUAGAUGAUCUACUUAUUCAAUCUAGCUGUUGUGGUAUGUAUUUCAGUAUUUGUUGUUUAUCACAUUUUCAGUUGUUCUACACCACUCUCCCUUUGUUUUUUAUGCAUGUUUGAUAUCGAAAUCUAAUCGUGCAUGGAGCUCUUGGUGACUGGAAAUUGGUCUAUCUAGAAAGUAAUUGAUUUCUGGCAAUUGUUUCAGGCUCCUCGCUUCUUAAGUUUGUCCAUGAAUUUCAGCUAGGCCAUAAAGACAAAAGUUUGAGCAAUAAACGGGGUGUCUGUUCUGACUAAAAAAGAUGUGCGAUGGAAUCAUCUUCAGAUCUCAGUUUUCAGAUCCAUGGACCAGAUGCUUAUGCUCAAUGUGCAACUUGGCAGGGAGGACACAAUUAUUGUAUCUGGCUACACUAAAAUCCAUGGUUCAUGGACAACAUAUGGCGUGUCUGAUCUCAUCUCUGCAUAUGGACAAUAUCUUCAAGGCAAAGGUUUUGGAGGACCUUCAGGACAGCGGCAGCAGUACGACUGAACCAAAAGCUCAAGAAGCCUGGCAAAAAUUGCCAUAUGUACUGGAUGGCAAAAAUUGCUAUGCGCAAAAAUUCAAGAAGCCUGGCAAGAAUUACCAAUUGCAUUCUAUCCAGCACCUGCUGCUUAUUGGGGUUGCAUGGUUCCGCGAAACCAUCAGGAGCUACCCGUUUUUUAGGAUGUACCCUAGGAAAACAUCCGGAGUAAGUGAGUAUUACCGUCAUGCCAUUCUUCUCCAUGCUUAUUGACAGUACAUAGAGAAACCACUUGAAAGAACCUACCCUUUUUUGUUUGCCAAAUCAAGUGUGGUUAAG